AUGUCGUCCAAGAUUGUGCACAUCGAGUCGGCUCAGCAAUUCAGCUCGCUGCUAUCAUCGUCGCGCAUCGUCGUGACCGAUUUCUACGCCGACUGGUGCGGCCCAUGCAAGGCCAUCGCNCCCUUCUACGAGCAGCUCGCCAGCUCGCUCUCCCGCCCUAACCAGAUCACCUUCACCAAGGUCAACACCGACAACCUCAAGGACAUUACCCAGACCUACAACAUCACCGCCAUGCCCACCUUCAUGGUCUUCAAGAAUGGCCGCGAGACUCAGCGCAUCCGCGGCGCCGACCCCAAAGCUCUCGAUGCUGCUGUAAAGUCCCUGGCCUCGGAAGCCGAAUCUUCUUCAGCCGAUGCUUCAUCUUCAUCCUCGUCUGGCACCUGGGUUGGCGCAUCCCUGCCCCGCGGCUACUCAGACAUCACCGACAGUGUUGAUCUGCUCAACCUGGACUUCCUCAAUGUCGACUCGGAAGCUGGCAAUGCCCGUGCCGUCUUCAACACCGCCCAGCCCAGCGCCAUCUCAAAAUCAAAGUCAUCCGCCGACAAGGACUGGAUCGAGAGUGACACCGACGAACAACUCAUGAUGUACAUUCCCUUCCAGAGCUCACUCAAGGUCCACGGCCUUCACAUCACAUCUUUCCCCACCGAGGGCGAUGAUGACGUUGUUCGCCCUCGCACCCUGAAGCUCUACACCAACAAGUCAAACUGGAGGACGACUCCAGACUUUGAAUGUCACCAGGGCUUCUUUUGA
Molecule: messenger RNA, 750 nt
Organism: Aureobasidium vineae
Lineage: Eukaryota; Fungi; Ascomycota; Dothideomycetes; Dothideales; Saccotheciaceae
Source: the annotation of a GenBank genome assembly